AUGGUCAUCGCUGAGUUCCACAAUCAUCGUAUUAUCCAAUGGAAGGUGGGUGAUACGAAUGGACAAGUAGUAGCUGGUGGCCAUGGACAUGGAAAUCGAUUGGAUGAAUUGAAUGGUCCAACUGAUGUGCUGAUCGACAAAGAGACGAAUAGUCUCAUUAUUUGUGAUCAAUUGAAUCGACGAGUCGUACGAUGGUCUCGUCGUAGUGACACGACUCAAGGAGAAAUCCUUCUCGACAACAUCAGUUGUUCGGGAUUGGCCAUGGAUCACCAAAGAUAUCUCUACAUCUCUGACUUCGAGAAACAUGCAAUAAGACGAUAUCAAAUAGAAGGAGACAAGAAUGGAACUAUCAUGGCUGGUGGUCAUGGCAAAGGUGAUGGUCUCAAUCAACUCAACGAGCCUAGAUACCUCUUUGUCGAUCAACAACAGACUGUCUACGUGUCAGACUACUUCAAUCAUCGUGUGAUGAAAUGGAAUAAAGGUGCAAAAGAAGGAAUUGUCGUCGCUGGGCAUAAAGGCAACGGAAAUGCUCUGACACAAUUGUCGCUUCCUGUAGGACUGUUCGUCGAUACAUUAGGUACCCUCUAUGUGACAGAGUUGGGGAAUCGUCGAGUGAUGCGCUGGCCUAAAGGAGCGAAACAGGGUACUGUCAUUGUGGGUGGAAAUGGUGAAGGAACAGGAGCUAAUCAGUUCAGCGCUCCCUUCGGUUUGUCCUUCGAUCGACAUGGCAAUCUCUAUGUCGCCGAUAGUUAUAAUCAUCGUGUUCAACAAUUUUCAAUCGAAUAG
This is a messenger RNA of Rotaria sp. Silwood1, 786 nucleotides long. The record is from the annotation of a GenBank genome assembly. NCBI's taxonomy places the organism in Eukaryota, Metazoa, Rotifera, Eurotatoria, Philodinida, Philodinidae.